Molecule: messenger RNA, 1074 nt
Organism: Spodoptera littoralis (African cotton leafworm)
Lineage: Eukaryota; Metazoa; Arthropoda; Insecta; Lepidoptera; Noctuidae
Source: the annotation of a GenBank genome assembly
AUGGCGGCUAUCAUUGACUUACUAUGGCAAGGAUACAAACGCGUAUUCCAGGAAUUACCUGAUCCCAGGACUAGAGACUGGUUCCUAAUUGCCAAACCUUAUCAAACUAUAACAAUACUUGGUCUAUAUUUGAUGUUCGUCUUAGAAUGGGGACCCAAGUAUAUGAAGAAUCGUCAACCAUACAAUUUGGAUAAAGUUCUAAUUGUGUAUAACUCAUUUCAAGUUGUAGCUUGUGCGUACGUUUUUAUUAGGGCGUUGCAGGUGGCAUGGCUAUGGGACUACAAGUGGAUUUGUGAACCGGUUGACUUCUCGAACUCUCCACAGGGCUUGGAAAUAGCGAAAAUUUGUUAUUACUACUUUUCACUAAAAAUCAUUGAUCUGCUUGACACAGUAUUUUUCGUGCUUCGCAAGAAAAACAACCAAGUAUCCUUCCUUCAUAUAUACCACCACACUGGCAUGUGUUUGCUCAUAUGGGGUGCUGUCACCUAUUUACCAGGCGGCCAUGGAACGUUAAUUGGCGUGAUAAAUUCCUUCGUUCACGUCGUGAUGUAUGCCUACUACUUACUGUCAGUCGUCAUGCCCAGCGUCAAGAACUCUCUUCGUGUUAAGAAACACGUCACUCAAUUGCAAAUUUUGCAAUUCUUCUGGUGUGUAGUCCACAUGGCGAUAAUAGUCUUCAAAAGUGACUGCGCCUACCCCAGAUGGACGAGCGCAAUGUUCUUGCCGCAAAACUUAUUCAUGCUUGUUCUCUUCGUCGAUUUCUACAUAAAAACCUAUAUAAUUAAACCAAGGCAACAAAAGAAAGUACAACUGGAAACUGCCGCCAUAGUCGAUCAGAAUAAUAACGAUGUUCCCAAAAAUGCCAAUUUGAAAGCAACAAAUGGCAUGAAAAAUGGUAAAGAAAUAAGUAAUGAGAACAUUUAUGUGAAAAAUGAUUUGAAUAAGGCAGUAAAUGGCAAUGGAACAUCUUAUAAUGGAUUCACUGGAAACGUCAAUAUCUUCGAGAAUGCAAAUGACAAAUCCAAUUGUAGCAAUUGUAGAACAAAUUGCCACAAGCAUUUUAAAGGAGAGUGA